GCCCCAGCCCUCUGAGCCCACAGCCAUUUUGGCUCAAGUCGUGUUGGCUCAACCGCGUCAGAUCGCAGAGUGCGCGAGCCGUCCUGUUCCAGGGGACCAUGGAUACCGCCUCCCAGAACUUCUUGGAGGAUAGCUCUCGCCGCACAGCGGUUGCUCUCUCGUGCGCCGUCUGGUACGUGCUCGGCGUCUCUCUGCUGGUGGUCCGCGUGGCGGGUCUGGCGAGGCGCAGCUUAGCUCCAUUCUCGCUGGGCUGCCGACUGGGCCAUUUUGCCAGGGUGUGCAGGCGCUCCCUCAUAGACAGUGCGUCCGUCGCGAAGGAGCUCCAGAAAAGAAGGCUGACUCACGCCCACGGCUGGAUUCAAUAUGGCGUCUUCGCCGCCUUCGUUGUUGUAGGCGUGACCUCCAUACGGAUAAUGCAACCAUCCCUUCGCUUCCACUCCUGCGUGCAGGACGUCUCCGUUUUGGUGGCGUGCUUCAUACUUCUCUUUCUUGCGGCAUUCCCGACCGUGGUGACACUGACUACUUUGGACGUAUGGUCCUCUAUGCUUGCAGCGUGCAUCGUGAUGUGGGCAUCGCCACUCGCCCUAGAACGACAGCAUGCGGCCCCGUCUGCCUUGCUGCCAUUUGCAGCUGCAAUGCUGCUCAGCAUGUUCAAUCUGAACUUGCGGCUGAAUCUCCUGUGGGUCUGUGCCUUGACCGCAUCGAGCUGCAGUUCGAUCCUGUUCGGCUAUGACCGCCCGCUCAGGGGCCGCGAGGGCUGCGCCGGCGGCCUGUCGCCCUUCCAGAACGGGACGCACGUUGCCAUGUCGGGCAUGAUCAUUGCAGGUUGUGUCACUUGUAUUCACAGGUUCAUCCGCCUGGCCGCGCAGUACGAGAUGGAGGCCUGCAUCUCGAGGAACGAGCUGCAGGCUGCCCACUCGGUGCUGCGGACCGUCUGCGACGUGGUGGUGGAGCUCGACAGCGACUUCUGCCUGCAGGUCGAGUCGCCCAGGCUCGUGGACAUGCUCCUGCUGAACUCGCAGCGGUCCCUCCUGGGCGAGGACGUCAGGUCGUUCCUGGCAUCUCCGCAGGACCGCCAGAAGUUCACUGAGCAGCUGAGCCAGGCCUGCCUGGACAGCGCGGAGCAGUGCGCGGCCUUCCACGUUUCCAUGAAGGACAGUUCCAGCAUCGCUCUUGUAGUCGAGGUGUACUCCAUGAGAUUUGUGACUCGGGGCGCGCAAGCGGCGUAUUUCGUCGGCAUCCGAGAGUUUACCGACAGCGCCCCGAUGUUCACAAAGGGUAGUGCGGCGGAAGCGAUCAAUGGCGACGGACAGCAUGGCUACGCCCCAGUGGUGGGUUUCCCACCCCCAGCCAGGCUGGCAGAUGGGUCUUCUGAAGAUUCGUCGGACGUGAACCCCGAUGCUCCCGCGGGGGACGUGGAGUUCCUAAUCAAGGCGGAGGCUGUGGGCUGGAUCGACGUCCUUACCCCGGACUACACUGUGAGGCACACCACCCCCGCAUUCGCUCAACAUUUGCAAGCCGACAGCGAGUUUCUGGCCGCGCUGAAGCCAGUCCAGAGGUUAGAUUUUAUAGAGUGGGCGCAGCUGGCAUAUCUCGACCUCUUGCAGGAGGGAUCCGGCUCUGUCCACAGGCGGUACGGCAAGCGACUCCACAUCAGGUGCUCCGCCCCCGCGGCCGCACGCGGGCUGCGCCCGCAGCGGACGCCGCCGAUCUCGGCCCUCCCGAGGCUGGACCUGACACCACCCCCUGGCGAGCAGCCGCACAGCCAGGGCGUCGUGCGCCUCGUGCUCCAGGACAUCCGCGCGCGGAGGCGGGCGCCCGAGCGCCCGUCGACGCGGGGCACCCCGCCGGUCACGCCCCGCACCAGCCUGGGCAGCCUGCAGCGCCCGCCAGGGCCCGAGGGCAGGGGGCCCGCGGGGGCCGCGGCCGAGGCCGCGGCCGAGGGGCCGCCGCCGCCGGCUCCCGUGCGGCUGAGCCUGUGAGGCGCAGGGCGCGCCCUCGGUCGAUGCAGAGAGCGUCGUCUCGUCCCCUCGGCUUCGAGGCCUGCGCGGGCCAGGGCCCCUUUCGUGGCCGUGGCCCGUUGCGGCAGCGACGCCCCCCCCCCCCGCCUCCGCCUCCCUCCCCCUCCCCCUCCCUCCGCGCCCGCCUUCCUGCGAGCUCGCUUUCCCGAGCACGGGCAGGGUCGCCAGCUUGUCCCUCCUCUGCACAAGGGCCGCCAGCUCUCCCCCGGACCGCCGUCGUCUCGGCGCCCCCAGACGGCCCCCUGCAGCAGCCUGUCCUUCUUUCCCCUUCCCUCUUCUCCCCCCUGGCAUCGUGUGCCCUCUUCACCCCUUUGCCACUCUUUCCUCUUGGCAGCGCUCGGCGCAGUGACCAACCAGGGCAGCGGCAUACCAGCGAGGCAUAUUCAAGCAGCUGGGCUUGCUACCUUGGCGUGUCUGUUUGCGUAAGCGGAGAUGGUGCUUGUGUGCAUAUUUGACUGAUCGUUAACUUUGAGCUCGGUCUUGCCGUUGGCGCAACGAAUGGCGCCACAUGGUCUGGCACUUUGUGGUUUCGGUCAGGGGAGUACCCUGGCAAGGACAGCUGGCAGGAUGCGGUGCGAGGUAAUUAUGCAGUGACUGGCCAGGGCAGCGGCAUACCGGCGACGCUCAUUCAAGCAGCUGGGCUUGCGACCUUGGCGUGUCUUCCUGCAUUCGCACCCUUGCUGGGUUCUCCGUCCGCUUGCCCCUCAGCAUUCCUAGGGCUAGCUGAGGGGUCACGAUGCUAGUAGCGUUGGUACUGGCGUUCUGGGGUGUGCAUGAUAUCCCCGAAAAGGCGCCCCUCAGAUGGCCCCAAGACCCAAUGCCAGCAUUAAAUUAUAUAGAC
Prorocentrum cordatum is the source of this 2862-nucleotide messenger RNA. The record is from the annotation of a GenBank genome assembly. NCBI's taxonomy places the organism in Eukaryota, Dinophyceae, Prorocentrales, Prorocentraceae.